UUAUUAUCGUCCGAUUGCUGGGAGACAAUCCUUCGCUCUUUAUCGUACUCAUUGUUCGAUCUCUCCCACACUCGCGCGUUCCCCCUGCGACGAUCAGUUAAUUUCUCGUUUAGUUCACAAUUUAUCGUCGUCUGGUGUUAUAUCCUUACGCGAUCGAUAAGUAUAAAUAACGUACGACGGCUGCGUGUCGUGUUAAUUUGCUUUUUACGUCCGAUCAUGUUACGCCGCAGCACUUAUUUCAUCAUUCAGAAAUGCACUUAUCUGGCUGUCGUCGCCACGAUCGUCGCAGCUGACCAAGAAAACUGCGACAAUGUAAAGUGCGUGGGUCCGUUGAUGUAUUAUAAUUCGUUGGGCUGUAAACCAAUAUACAAAAAGGAGGGUGACUGUUGCGCAUUAAAGUACAACUGCGACCAUCUCAAGGCAAGGUCCAAGGACAAGUGUUAUGUUAACAACAACGUGUAUGAGAUCGAUGAGCUGUUAAAGGAUGAAGACGGGAACCGUUGCGACCAAGGUUGCCGUUGCGGGGAACGAAAAUCUGGAUAUGCCGGUUUCUGGUGCGCUCUCACUCUCUGUGUAGAACUCGGGCCUAUACGUUCUGGAUGCUAUACGCGGGAGAACGUGACAAUGUGUUGUCCAACCAAGAGCGAACUAGCUUGUCCCGGAUUACAGAGACCGCGAGACAGGCUGAAGUGCAGGGUGAACGGUACAACUUACUUCGAUGGCCAGAGAUUCUGGGUACCGGAUGGUGGCCCCUAUGGAUCGACAUGUGUUUGCCAAGAAGGAUAUAAAGGUGAAAACGUCCCGCCUUUCUGCAUGAAAGUAAAUCGCCAAACGUGCGAUCCUUUCUUCCAGGAUGCGAGCUACGUUCAUGAACAGUGCGCACCGAUUUAUUAUAGAGGACAAGACAUUCCAAAUACCUGCAAUGGAUUUUGGACAUGCCAGAAUGCCGACGACCAAGUCAUUCAUACUCACGAGUCCCACGAGACACCCGAAGAGGAAUGCUACUUUGGCAACUUGACGCUACAUCAUCAUGACAAGCUGAAUAAAAUAGAAGAUGGCUGGUGUAUGAAGUGCGUGUGCGAGGUUCCACCUGUACCUACCUGCUUACAGGUACCGGCUGAGCAAUGCAAAGAGUCAUGAAUCACUCGUCUUGCAGCUAAUUAAUCGUCAUAAUUGCGUUAUGAUCGAUUUUACCGUAUGUUCACUCGAUAUAAUAUUGUAUCGCAUAUGAAAUAACGAAGAUAAAAAUAAAAAAUUUUGUUUGCACAAGAGAGAAAUUGUGCACACACUGUAACAUGAAAAUAUACGCUGUUGCGAUAAUUAUUAA
Messenger RNA from Harpegnathos saltator (Jerdon's jumping ant), 1327 nucleotides. RefSeq lists its product as uncharacterized. Lineage: Eukaryota; Metazoa; Arthropoda; Insecta; Hymenoptera; Formicidae. The record is from RefSeq and is a predicted model, not a curated record. The transcript has 7 exons. Bases 217 to 1140 code for a protein of 307 amino acids.